AGGGAAACUUGAAACCGGAGAUAAUUAGAGAGAAGGAGAGACCCCAAAAAGAGAAGGAAAAAAAAAUGGCUGCUUCUGCUUCUGCUUCACUAACCUCGUCGGCGACAGAAGAGGAGAUAACACUGACAGUCAAAUGGAGCGGAAAGGAGUACACUGUCCGAGUCUGCGGCAACGAUUCAGUAGCCGAGUUGAAGCGCAGUAUCUGCGAACUCACCAACGUUUUGCCGAAGAGACAAAAGCUUCUUUACCCCAAAAUUGGUAACAAACUCGCCGAUGAAUCAGUUUUGCUCUCUCAAUUACCUAUCAAAUCCUCUCUCAAGAUGACCAUGAUCGGAACUGUUGAAGAUGAUAUUAUCGUGGAUCAAGUGGACUCUCCAGAGAUUGUUGAUGAUUUUGAACUUGGGCAAGAUGAAGCUGUUGAUAUUAAAGAUAAGGAAGUCAAUAAGCAGAAACUGAGGAAGCGUAUAGAUCAAUUCAAGAUUGAACUUAAAAAUCCAUGUCGUCCAGGAAAGAAACUGCUUGUUCUGGAUAUUGACUAUACACUGUUUGAUCACCGAUCCACAGCAGAGAAUCCACUUGAACUCAUGCGGCCAUAUCUUCAUGAGUUUUUCACUGCCGUUUAUGCAGAAUAUGACAUAAUGAUAUGGUCUGCAACCAGCAUGAAGUGGGUUGAAUUGAAGAUGGGACAACUUGGGGUCCUCAACAAUCCUAACUACAAAAUAACAGCUCUUUUAGACCACUUAGCAAUGAUUACAGUUCAAUCAGACUCUCGUGGGAUCUUUGACUGCAAGCCGCUUGGAUUGAUUUGGGCUAAAUUCCCAGAGUUUUACAGUUCAAAAAACACUAUAAUGUUCGACGAUCUGCGAAGAAAUUUCGUGAUGAACCCAAGAAAUGGUUUGGUAAUCAAGCCAUUCAGGAAGGCUCAUGCUAACCGAGAUAAUGAUCAGGAGCUUGUGAAGCUCACACAAUACUUGCUUGCCAUUGCAGAGCUUGAUGAUUUAAGUGUCCUGGAUCAUAAAAACUGGGAGUUCUUUGCUGAGGGCAAUGCUAAAAACCGUAGGCGUACCUGAGUCAUAACAAAUUUUGAAACUUUAAAGUUUGCUGCUUGUACCUUCCUUUUGAGGGAUUCCAAGGUUGGAUUCGAUGCGGAUAUAGAGCUUAUGGCCAGCCUGUUUGUGUUCCCUUCUUUAUUAUGUAAAUGACAAGAAUUGAACAGUCUUGGGGAAUGCUUGGAAUUGUUUGAGACAGUUUUAGAAUUCCUUGCCAUAUUCUAUCGAAACUCUCCAGGUAGUCCCAAGGCUUCCUCUUUAUUAUGAUGUGAUUUCUCAACGUGGGUGCCAAUGGCCUGGGUUAGCUCUAGAUAUUACCCUGUGAAACUUGUAUGGUAGGUAGUAAUCGAGUAGUUCUUGUGUGAUGGAAAGAUUUUUAGAUAACUGUGCAUGUGUUUGUGUGUGGAGGAUACAGUAUUUUCUUGUUUUUUUUAAUUAUGUAUUUUAUUUGAUUUUA
Molecule: messenger RNA, 1506 nt
Organism: Populus nigra (black poplar)
Lineage: Eukaryota; Viridiplantae; Streptophyta; Magnoliopsida; Malpighiales; Salicaceae
Product: ubiquitin-like domain-containing CTD phosphatase
Exons: 7
Coding region: 66-1070 (334 amino acids)
Cellular component (GO): nucleus
Molecular function (GO): phosphoprotein phosphatase activity; protein binding
Source: RefSeq, a predicted model, not a curated record